Microstroma glucosiphilum is the source of this 1980-nucleotide messenger RNA. RefSeq lists its product as hypothetical. The record is from RefSeq and is a predicted model, not a curated record. The coding region runs from base 32 to 1876 and encodes 614 amino acids. NCBI's taxonomy places the organism in Eukaryota, Fungi, Basidiomycota, Exobasidiomycetes, Microstromatales, Microstromataceae. The transcript has 5 exons.
CUGACGUCUCUAUGCUGCUCACUCCAAGACCAUGUCGCUGCCCAGCUUUGAUAUCAGGAACCGUCAGCAGGCCAAUGACUCUGAGCAUGAUGGCGAGGAUGAAGACAAUGGUCUCAUCGCAAGGUCCACAGCUCGAAGUCGCCAGCGAGGCGCAGCAGCCGCCCCCUCAUCGACCUGGCAAGGUGCUCUGGGUCUCCAUCCCCGCGUCUCGGUGCUCAGCCUCUGUGCACUGCUGAUACACUUUUCAUCCUCAAUUCUCUUUCUGGUAUUUCUGAACUCACUCCAGCCAUUCUACAUUGCCCAGCUCCAAGACACGCCUUCACGCGGCAGCAGUGAUGAGCUCCCCUCUCUGCGCAUCGGGCUCCUCACCGGCAAGCUGGCAUUCUCCGAUGAGCUCGCCAGCAUAUUCCUCGUGCUUCUCUGGGGCGCCCUGAGUGAUCGAUUGGGGAUACAUAUAGUUGCUUCUGUGGGUUACUGUCUCAUUUCGCUGGGACUGGUCAGCUAUGCCCUCGCCAGGAAACCUUGGCCUGACUUGCUAUGGGCCAGAUUGAUCUUUGCCGGCGGGGGAAGCGCGGUCACUGCGAUGCUCACGGCGAGUCUGGCGACGUUCUCAAGCGGCGACUCGGGUCCGACUGAUGCUUCGAACAGGGUAACAGGCGCCCCAUCGGACGACGAGGCAGACGCUCCUCGCUCAGCCUCUCAAUCGCAGCAGGCAACCGAGGCUACACCCCUGCUGGAUCCUAGCAAUGGGACUUUGGCUCCUCCUUCCACCAAGCCGAGGCACGGUCGUUUGGCCUCCCUCGCUGGGCUCUUCACCGGCCUAGGCGCAAUUGUUGCCGUCUUUCUUCUGCUUCCCCUGCCCGUCCGUCUUGCCUCUCUGCACGAAGCCGAGCGUGACGGGAGCGGCACAGGAGGUCCAGACGACCCCUUUGUGCAGCAAGGUACCCGUGAGGCCUUUCUGAUCGUCGCCUGCCUGGCCCUCUUCUCUGCCGCCUCUGUGGCUGUUGGACUGCGGCACCCUGACAAGGUAGAGAGCAAGAGGAAGAGAGCAGCCAACAGACAGCGCUUGUCCAGGACUACCUCUGGAGAUAGUGUGGCGCAAGAAGACGAUGGACAAGAGGAAGUUUCAGGGACCAGAGAGCCCGGUCAGCUCCCCUCGCGUCUGUCAGCCCGUCAAGCGAGGAGAGAGCGUCUGCGUGACCGUAUGCAGGCUGGUAGAGGAUCGAGCUCGCCUUGGGCUGUACUGCACCGAGGACUUUCCGUCGUUACUGCCACCAUAGUGGAUGUUGGUGCACGAUCCCUGGACGGUUUCAGACUGGCGGGCAGGGACAAGACGGGUCGUGUUGUAUUGGCUUACCUCGGGGGCGCUUUGGCCAGAGGCGUAACGAUUGGCAGCACCGUCUUCCUCCCCCUCCUCAUCUCCCACUACUUCUACACGACCAACCCAGCUCUCUGUCCUCCCCCCUCGACAGGCACAGGCACUCCCUCUCUCCCACCUUCAGAAUUAAAGCGUACCUGCAAACAAGCCUAUACCCUAACCUCUGCCCAGUCAGGCGUACUACAGACUGUCGCUCUGGUCCUUGCACCCUUUGUGGGAUUGGCAAGUGAUGCGCUAGGCGCAGAGACGGUUCUUGGCGCGGGAGCCUUUUUGGGAUUGGGAGCGCUCCUGGUCUAUGGUGUGGGACUGCCAGGAGAGGGAGACCCAAGAGUGCCUAGGGCUUGGAUUGCGGCCUGUAUUCUGGGCGUGACGCAAAUAACCUCCAUCAUAACCUCCCUCUCUCUAAUCGCCUCUCUCAAAUCCUCUUCUACCAACCACUUAAACUCCCCACGCUCAGGCGCCCUAGCAGGAGCCUACUCCUCAAGCGGUGUAAGGUAAGGUGGGGAGGGCCCGACGAUAAAUGGCGAGGGAUAAAAGAGGCAGACAAGUUCACUUCAACGGUCCAAUACUCAGCCAUGCUCAAUGCAGAAUCAAAGCAAAGC